Cottoperca gobio is the source of this 3715-nucleotide messenger RNA. Its product is annotated as coiled-coil domain-containing protein 30. Bases 1065 to 3641 code for a protein of 858 amino acids. The record is from RefSeq and is a predicted model, not a curated record. The transcript is spliced from 26 exons. Lineage: Eukaryota; Metazoa; Chordata; Actinopteri; Perciformes; Bovichtidae.
AGAGAUGGCAGAGGUACGCAAGUCGUUGGAGCAGAUCCGAAUCUUUACAGAGCACAAAGAUGUUUUGGCUCAGGAGAUACAAGAUGAAAACGAUCAACUCAAGGAUCAGCUGCGACGCCUAAUAUCUCUUCAAGUUUGACGAUCCGGCGGGGAAUCGGCUGAAUCAGUGGUAACUGCUGACUGCUGGACCACACCAGUACAGCACAACUUUGACAACUUGGUUAGGAAUGAGUGGACAUGGGCCGGUUAUAUACUGCAGGGCUGAUGAGGGGCAGUGGAAACAGGUGAGCAGGUGUAUGAGAGAGUCUGAGGGCAUCUGGUGGAUGGAUGGGGAAUUGUUUCAAGUUUUGCAGGUUGGUUUGGUAGGUUGGUUGGCUUGGUGGUAAAAACUGUCCUUGAGUCUGGUGGUGCGUGCAGCCAGGCUCCUGAUGCAGAGGCCUAGGGAAGUGGGAGUGUGGCUGAAAGGAGAGAACAGAAGGGAGACAAGACCCCAGACAACCCCAGUCCACAGAUUUCAGAUUUGAAAGGAAAACCAAGGAGCUGAAAGUUGAUUCUAGGAAAAAAGGAGGCGAAGACACACUCCUUUGUCUACAUCAAUGUAGCUGAGGUGGAGCAAGUGAACAGUUUUAGCUUCAUGGGAAUCAGCCUCGCAAACAAUCUGACACGGUUCUCACACAUCUCCAUUAUGUUGAAAAAAAGAAAAAGAAAUGGCUGAAUAUCUUAAGGAAACCUGAGAAGGUCACCUGCCAAGUUCUUGAUCACUUUUACAGAGGAGCAAAAGAAAGCAUCCUGACUGGAAACAUUACAAACUGGCACGGGAUGUGCACAGCCCAGGACAGGGUGGCUCUGCAAAGGGUGAUUAAAUCCGCCCACAACAUCAUUGGAACACAUCUACCGAGCAUCAGUGAUAUCGUCUGACGAGGUGCCAACAAUACUAACCCCGACCACAUCCUGUUCACCGUGCUGCCUUCUUGCCAGCGCUACAGAAAUAUCCGCUACUGUACCACCAGACUACAGAGCAGCUUCUUUCCUCAGGCUAUUCCCAGAUAAGUGAGGUGGCUAAGAUGCUGUACCAGCAGGGUCUCACAGAGUUGAUUCACAGCAGCCCCAGUGAGCAGGUGGCCUACCUCCUGGUAGAGAGAGCCUCCUUACUUGAGAUUACUGAGAAUCCAAACAAUCUGACGGGUGAUGGAAACACAGCCACCGCGCUUGGGACAGAAGCCCAGGCACUGAACACCAUUGCACACCAGUCUUCCCACAAGGGGGCGCCACGACAUGGCCAGAGCCCAUGGAAGAGACUCUUUGGACUCCACAAAGCUGCACAGAGCAAACAUACUUUCAUCCCUGUUGAGGCCAGGCAUUUGACUGGCCAGGCAAGCAGUGUGGCGAGGGAAUGUUCCCGUCUGGAGCGGGACUUGGAGGAGGGCUCCCGUCGGCUGGCCAUGGCCCACAACGAGAUCCGGCGUAUGACUGAUGAGCUGGAGUCUGCUCAUUUGACCCAAAGAGCUUAUGAGCCUGAGCUGCAAGCAGCCCAGCAGGAGGUCGAGCAACUCAGACAGGAAGUACACAAACUGAAGAAAUAUGAAAUGGUGGAACUGCGAAAGGCCAAAGAGCUGAAUGAUCGCCUGGACCUCGAGAUCAGAGCCUUGAGGAGCAGGGUACGCACUCUGGAUGCUGAGAAAAGCUCUCUGAUACCUGCUGGAAUUAUGGUGGUGUCUCUGCAGGAGAAGGUGGAGCGGCUGGAGUCAGCCCUGCAGCAGCAGCAGCAGCAGCUCACUGUGCAGGUUCAGGACAACAGGGCCGCAGAUCCGGCUGAACCUCAAGCAGCAGAGCUAGCACAGAGCAACCACACCUGCAGAUAUUUACAGGAGGAGCUCACUGCUCAGACAACACUUCUUUGUGAAAAGCAGGAAACUAGGGGGAAGUGGGUAGCAGGUAGCAGGCAGGCGGGUGGACAGGAAGCCAGGGAUCCUGUAGCACAAAAACCACCUCAAGCAGCAGAGCUAGCACAGAGCAACCACACCUGCAGAUAUUUACAGGAGGAGCUCACUGCUCAGACAAGACUUCUUUGUGAAAAGCAGGAAACUAGGGGGAAGUGGGUAGCAGGUAGCAGGCAGGCGGGUGGACAGGAAGCCAGGGAUCCUGUAGCACAAAAACCACCUCAAGCAGCAGAGCUAGCACAGAGCAACCACACCUGCAGAUAUUUACAGGAGGAGCUCACUGCUCAGACAAGACUUCUUUGUGAAAAGCAGGAAACUAGGGGGAAGUGGGUAGCAGGUAGCAGGCAGGCGGGUGGACAGGAAGCCAGGGAUCCUGUAGCACAAAAACCACCUCAAGCAGCAGAGCUAGCACAGAGCAACCACACCUGCAGAUAUUUACAGGAGGAGCUCACUGCUCAGACAACACUUCUUUGUGAAAAGCAGGAAACUGUGGUGUCUUUGCAGAGGGAGGUGGGGAGGUUGGAGUCGGCCUUGCAGGAGCAGCAGCAGCAAGUUAUGCGGGUUCAGGCCAACCAGGCGAAUGAGUUAGCUAAAGCAAUUAAAUUAAAUAAGAGCAAUGAGUCCUGCAGAGAUUUACAAAAUAAGCUCAGCGCUCAGUCGAGAUGCCUUUUGGAGAAGCAGUCAGAAAUACAUUCCCUCAAGCAGCAGCUGGAAACAUCCCCUAAUGACCUGGAUACACCUUUCGAUACCAUCUGCACCAAAGAACACAAUCUUCAGGAUCAAAAGCUGUGGAAGCAAAAAGAUGCAGAUUCACAGCACUUUGAAAACCCUCACGGUCGGGUGAAAGACGAUAAAGAACCACAGACACAGCUGCUGCAUAACAAGGAAAACACACUGCGUAAGGAGUGUCCUGAUUUACAAGAAGCAGUGAAGACUUUGUUGGCCACCCAAGAUGAGUGUGAGACACUCAAGAAGGAGAUCUGUGAAACCCUUAAAUGCCUUGACCAAGAACGGAGUAAAAAACAUGAAAUGAAGGAAAAGCACAAGACAAAACUGUGUCGAGCCAAACAGAAAUAUGACGAUGAAACCACGUGGCGUGACGAGAAGAUAAAAAGUCUAGAGCGAGAACUGUCAUUGUGUUCCCAUUCAGUAGCAAAGGAAAAGCAGCUGACCGUAAGUAUUACUGUGGAAAAUGAGAAACUACUUGUGGAGAGGAGAAGGCUACUACAACAGCUGAAUGAGGAGGAGCACAACAAGAAAGACAGUAAUCUAAAAGGUUCUUUGUCCAAAUGCAGGGUGGAUUUUCUAGAGAUGGAAAACGAAAAACUAGGAAAAAAGAUACUCCACAUGUCCAAUCAGCUAGCUUUCCUGGAACGCAGCCUGCAAAACAUGCAGUCACUCCACUUUGCAGAGGUAACGGGCACAGAACUGAAGAAAACAUGUCAUUUUAUGAAGCUUUUAAAACCCUUCCCUGUGCAAACUUCAAGUGUGAAGAUGCCCGAGCCAUCUGAAAUUCAGGCCUUAUUGGACAACACUGAGGGCAAGCAGACCGACGUGACUUGGUCCCCUCACUGUCUCGUCUCUGGGCCCCUGUCUCGAUCAGCAGAGAUGGGCUACCUGAAUCUGAGCUCCGCUCAGAGACGCUCAGACCGCUCGGCUCACCCACCCCCCCUCAGCAGCUCAGACAGUACGUGUUCUUGAGAUUAUAGUCUAUCGGCUACAUGAAUAUAUUGUACAGAAAUUAUUUUAUUUGUAAGUAAAUAAAUAAAUAAUAG